Molecule: messenger RNA, 1130 nt
Organism: Trichoderma asperellum CBS 433.97
Lineage: Eukaryota; Fungi; Ascomycota; Sordariomycetes; Hypocreales; Hypocreaceae
Source: RefSeq, a predicted model, not a curated record
AGUUCAGAGAGUUGCGGUCAAGAAGUUUGCGAAUGGAAAAGAGGUCUUAAACGAGUGUUCAAAAACGUAAAAACAAGCCAAUGGCCUCAGUAAUAUGAGAGACGGGUAUCCUAGGCAGGCGAACGGGUUCAAGACAUGCAUGUGCUUGUACUUGUGCUGUAUACCAUGUAAUGACUGACACGCUUAUAACCAAAACAGCGAGACCUGCUGCUCGCACUUUCCGAGAACACAACAGGGGAAAUAAAAAAAGAAUCAAACGGCGUCGAACUGCAUGUGCUCUGCGCCAGGUUGCGUCAUCUGAUGAAAGGGCCUCCCUGCGUUUCCCUGUGAUACCAGCCACAAGUCAUGGGGUCCUGUCAACGGCACGACGGGGUCUGAUCACGCCCUAUUCGAGAAAAGAUGGGAAAUGGACAAACGGCGAGGCCCAGCCAUGCAGAAAGCAAAUCGACAAUCUGGCUUUGGCCUGCACUGAUUUGCACUGGUUCCUGAGCAGAUCGAUGGAUGCUUUUUUGCUGAUCUCCCGCGGGCUUGGGGCGCUAUGCACUGCUUUCUUCCGGAUUCUGUGGAGCACGAGUCGCCGGCCUGGGUUGGAUGUUAUUCGAGAAGCUGUUCAGCCCUCUUUGAAAGUUUGCGCAGUAGCAAUUCCCCGUAGCAAGAGCAGCAUAGCAGACAAAUUAGCCAGCUCGAUUUUUUUUUUUUUUUUUCCAGCAGGCAGCAGGACCGUCGGAAAGCUGAGCGUUGAAUCACGGGCCGGGCAGAGAACUCGUCGCUGCCUCGGAGCAGAUGCUCCCUUGCGCGGCGUGACCUCCGCCCAUGAUUUUCUCCCCAUCAUUCAGUAACGAUCGGGAAUUUAGCGCUUCAUCGGGAGGAAUUCAGCGUGGGGUCCCGCUAACAGACAGUUACGUUACUCUAGGCACAGCAUAGCGUGUGUUAUCCAAAUUGCUGGCGCUAAGGCAUUUAUCUAUCUCUAACAACCGCGUUAAGGAACAAAGUGCAAAAUCUGACUAAACAAAGAAAAAGUCUCUCAUCCUGGGGUAUAAUGUAGUUGAAUACACGUAUCUUGGUUCAUAUAUUCAUCUGGGAGCAUUCAUCCAUACACAAUGUCCUCGUCAACACCACCGGGAUUAGUU